AUGCUCCAUUUUCAAAACCGAACCAACGGCUCCAUGAACGGUUCUAACAGAAACGCAACUUCACCAUUACCAUGUACCGUUUCCAUCUCUCCCUUCUCCGUCAACCGCCGCCGCCUCUCAACCUCAACACUUUUCGUCGAGCGGAGCCGCCCAGUCUCAUCGGAGAGGCCUAUGGCUUGGAUUUCCCUUCAGGGACGGCUUGUCAAUGGCGAUGAAGCUAGCUCGGCUCGAACCAUUGGCGGUGGCCUAACGGAUGAAUUAGCAUUCGCUUGGAAUCUCUUCCCUCCCAUUCAUCGGUUUCUCAUUGUUGCUGUUAUAGGUGCCGCUGCUUCGACUGCUAGGUCGCAGAAAAAUCAAGAGAUAUUGAACCUUAAGAAGUCCGUUGAGCUUAGGGACCAGGUGUUAUCGAGCAUGCAGGAGAAGCUUGACGAUCUAUGCGAGCAGCUUAACAGUUCUAAAGAGAACACAGUUGUUGCCAUCAACGAGUUAUCCAAUAAGGAUGGAGAAUUGCAAUUGGAAGAAACAUUUGGCUCCCAGAGAAUUAAGUUUGUUGAUUGUGGUUGUUGGCAUUGUGAAGAACAUUCUUCCUUGUAUAAUGGAUUGAUGCAGGAUGCCAAUAGUAGAAAAGCUUCCAGUGGAAAUGAGGUGCUCCAAUAUAAGUCACCCUUCUCUAAUGAAGAACAAGAGGAGAGAAGAAUGUCUGACUGGUCAGAUUUGGCUUCAAGUGUUACAUCUGCUGCUGAUAUCCAGUUAAACAACUUGGCUAUAGAACAAGAUAUUUAUAAUCUUAAGAGAGACUGUGAAGAGAAGGAGACGACAAUAAAUGAGCUAACCACUCAGCUGAACUCUUCUGAGAUUGCUAAUAGCAAGCGGGUUGCUGAAUUAGAAGAUGUUAUAAAGAGAAAGAACACAACAAUUUCAAAACUAAAGAAGGAUAUGGGUGUUCUAGAACAAAAGGUUAUGCAGCUUACAAGGCUUCGUCGACCAUCCUUCUCUGCAAAUAUUUUAAAUGAAAUUCAGCUGCCACAAAUGAGAGAUAACCUCAUUUAUGAUAUGGACAGCACUACUAGCCCCUCAUCUUCUUCGGAUUCUGAUAGUUCUCCUGUCAACAACACACAAAAUCUUCCUGCUGAUGUUUUUGCACCAAACCAAAACUCUGAUUCUACAAUUGAUCGUACAUCUACACCGGCAAAAAUUGUAAAUUCAUCAGGGACACUCAUUGAACCUCGCUCACAAUCUCGAUAUGCCAGUCCUCUUCAAGAAGUUCCAAUUUAUCAUAAAUCCAACGCAGCUUCUUCUUCUUCAAGCCAAAAGCAAUUGUCACCUCGUAAGGACUUAAAAAAGAGUAGAAGACGAUCUCUCACAGGAGCUAAGACUGCGGGUGCACAUAAGAGAUGGGUUUAA
Molecule: messenger RNA, 1404 nt
Organism: Vicia faba (fava bean)
Lineage: Eukaryota; Viridiplantae; Streptophyta; Magnoliopsida; Fabales; Fabaceae
Source: the annotation of a GenBank genome assembly